Ruditapes philippinarum (Manila clam) is the source of this 4370-nucleotide messenger RNA. Its product is annotated as SCO-spondin-like. The transcript has 31 exons. The coding region runs from base 123 to 4322 and encodes 1399 amino acids. The record is from RefSeq and is a predicted model, not a curated record. NCBI's taxonomy places the organism in Eukaryota, Metazoa, Mollusca, Bivalvia, Venerida, Veneridae.
AAGAAUGUCAAGUAAUGAUAACAAGCAUGUGUACAAGUUCACAAAAUUAUUCCCUCUAUCUAUAUGUGCAUUAUACACUUUAAAACAGUUCAUGACGACAUUUUAAUGAAAUCUCCUUCAUCAUGAUGUUUGAAGUUUGGAACAAACUUUACAUAUAUAGUACAAUUCUAAUUGUAAGCUGUCAUGUAGCGGUAUCAUUGAACUGUUAUUGCACCACACACGACAACGUAAACCCGGUGUUUCGAAACAAUUUCAUACCUGCUAAAGAAGUUCUGAUAGAGAACAAAUGUUUCAAAGGAAGUAUACAUGGAGAUUUAUUUUGUCCGGAGAAUUUACCGUUAUGCUUACCAUUGGAAAAUCUACAAGCUUGUGAUGACUCAGCAUUUAGUGAAACCGGAAAAAAAAUAGAUAAUGAUGCUGACACCUUAUUACCAGGUACAACACAUGGAUACGCAUACGAAAAACGUUUCUUAAUUUCAGAUACAUACUGGGGAUCUUGGAGCACGUGGGAAGACUGCCAGGUAGCCUCGUGUAACGUAUCUGGGUUCCGAUCACGACAUAGAGAAUGUCUACCAAAACUAACACAGGAACAAUGUAUUGGUGAACCUUUACAAUUUGAACAUUGUACUGAAACGUGUACAGACCAAACAGUGUUCAACCCUACUUGGGGGUCAUGGUUUCCAUGGGACGAAUGUUUGGCGACACAGUGCGGGUUGGCUGGAGUUCGCAAGAGAAAACGAGUGUGUCUGCACAGCACAGCACCUGAAGACUGUAGCGGAUUCGACACAGAAUUAGACUCUUGUUUCAAAUAUUGUAAAGUUGAUAGUGUAUGGUCAGAGUGGGGGCCAUGGGCAACAUGUUCCAAUUAUACAACUGGUUUUACACGCAGACUUCGACAGUGUGAACCACCACCAGAAAAAGGAGGUACUGUAUGUCCGGGGGGAAAAUCAUGGGACAUUAUUAGCUGUGCUGACCUAUCUGGCUGGACAUCCUGGGAGGCCUGGAGUAUCUGCUAUACAACUUCAGGCAUUGAUAUCAAAUUGAGGAGCAGGAUAUGUACAACGGGACCGUGUCCUGGUAAAAAAGUUGAUGCUACUUUAUGUAAUGAACCUCCUGUAUAUUCGGACUGGGGUACAUGGGGUGCCUGUUCAGUUACCUGUGGAGAAGGUGAUCAAACGCGGCAACGUAAUUGCAUCGUUGUAAACACAGCAAACAGUAACACUUCGGCCGACAGUCUAUCCUGUGCCGGGAACUCUUCGGAGUCAAGAAAAUGCAUGACCCCUUCAUGUGCUGAUUCGAGCCUAGCAUUCUGGUCAGAGUGGUCGUCGUGGGAUCUGUGUCAGCCACCAUGUGAUACCAGUAUAACAACCAGAAACAGAACAUGUAAUGGUGCAGGUGUUUGUUCCGGCCCAUCUUCUGAGAACAUGACUUGUACGCAAAGUAUUUGCAACGUGGACGGAGGUUGGACGUCAUGGGAGGAAUGGAGUAAUUGCGUAUCUGGCCUAAAAUACAACAUCACAGUCAGGUUUCGCAACUGCUCAAAACCAAAACCAAAGAACUCGGGAAAAGAUUGUUAUGGUCGCUUUUAUGACAUAGAAGCUUGUAAGAAAGAAUCAUCAUGGGGAAGUUGGAACAAUGUUGGCCCAUGUCUUAAAACUGUCGAUGCCAAUGGAAGUAACUCAAAUUUACAAUACAGAAACCGGACUUGCCUCAAAGGAUACGCAAACACAGAUUGUCUGGGAGAGAGUAAUACCCGUGAACCAUGUACAUUGACCGGAGUGUGGGAAAUCUGGGGCAACUGGUCAGCUUGUUCUAUUACAUGUGGUGAAGGAGUAAAAACUAGACAGAGGACAUGUAUGAGUGGAGAUGUUCGUGAAUGUGAAGGAAAUGACACGGACACAUCAACAUGCUCCGAUGCACUAAAUUGUCCAAUUGAUGGUAUGUUUUCGGUGUGGUCUGCCUGGGAUACAUGUCCUGUCAGUUGUGGCGGGAGCGCGAAAACCAGAAAUCGUUACUGUAAUAGCCCUGGCCCUAGUUAUGGAGGACGUGACUGUGUAGGAGAGUAUAGUGAAGCACAAGUGUGUAAUACACAAGAUUGUCCACGUGAUGGGCAUUGGACAGAUUGGUCAUCAUGGGAUCCUUGCAGUGUGACUUGUGGCAAUGGAACAAAAGAACGUACACGCACAUGUUCUAACCCAGCCCCGUCCAACGGAGGUGCCGAUUGUGUAGGAACAAACAAAAACAAUGAUGGUUGUAAUGAGGCAGUGUGUGACGUUGAUGGUGAAUGGAGCCAGUGGCAAGAAUGGGCAGAAUGCACGUGUCAGAAAACUCGUCGGAGAAAACGAGACUGUGAUAAUCCGACACCUGUGGCUAAUGGAGCAUAUUGUAUAGGCAGUGCCACAGAGACAGGCCCAUGUGUGCCUGAUACCAAUCUGCUUGUGUGCCCUGUGAAUGGUGGUUGGAACACCUGGCUCGAGUGGAGUUACAGGUGCAGUGUGACAUGCGGUAACGGCGUGGUUCACAGAUACAGACAAUGUCUGAACCCAAAACCUAUCCAUGGCGGAGCUUAUUGCGGCGGGGAAACGUCACAAGCAAAGGCGUGUCUUAAACCAGAGUGUCCAAUUGACGGAGAAUGGUCAUCGUGGUCAGCUUGGACACAUUGUGACGUCACAUGUGAAAAUGGAACACAGUACAGAAAUCGAACAUGCAACAAUCCAAAACCGGAGUUUGGAGGAGCGGAUUGCCAGGGUGGAACGGAUGAGUCGAGGAUAUGUACGCUAAACCCGUGUCCAAUUGAUGGUAAUUGGUCAGCAUGGCUUGAGUGGUCUAGUUGGGAUGUUACGUGUGCUAAUGGAUCAAGGACACGUACUCGAAAGUGUGACAACCCGGCACCACAGAAUGGAGGUCAAAACUGCCCUGGAGAUUUUAAUAAACAUGAAAGUCAAGACCUUGGGAAUUGUCCAGUAAAUGGUUCGUGGACUGAUUGGACUGCAUGGACAAAAUGUUCUGUAUCGUGUGAAAAUGGGACACAAUCUAGAACACGCACGUGCUCCAAUCCGACACCGAUGUAUGGUGGAGAAAAUUGUACUGGAGUUGAUAAUGAAAGCCAAUUUUGCUCAGAAAGACCUUCAUGUAUCAUUGAUGGGGGUUGGUCAGAAUGGAGUAGUUGGUUUGGUUGUAAUGCCACGUGUGGAGUGGGGUCUAAUAUCCGCUACAGGGCCUGCUCUAAUCCGAUUCCACAAAAUCACGGCAAGCCAUGCAAAGGAAGAUUUGCAGAUAUUGCUACCUGUAAUGAAGCUGAAUGUCCAGUGGAUGGUAAUUGGGCAGAUUGGCAAGCCUGGGGUAGCUGUUCUGUUACAUGCUCGCAUGGUAUCAACCAGAGAACACGAACAUGUUCAAAUCCCUUACCAAAAGGCGGUGGUAAACAAUGUGCUGGAAACUUCACAGAAUCAGGAGACUGUUAUGAAGGUGAAUGUCCUGUUGAUGGAGAAUGGACAGAAUGGGCUGUGUGGACAACUUGUUCAGCAACAUGUGGCAUUGGUUACAAAUUUAGAAACAGAUCGUGUAACAAUCCCGCUCCACAAUAUGGUGGGGUCAAUUGUUCAGGCAAUUACGAUGACAAUUCAACAUGUUCAAUUACCCACUGUCCAAUUGACGGACAAUGGGGAUCAUGGCAUGAAUGGAGCGAUUGUUCUACUACAUGUGGUAGCGGCUUCAAACUAAGGAAUCGUACCUGUGAUAAUCCACCAAAGUUCGGGGGAGCAAACUGUUCCGGUAUGACCACAGAAUCUGAUACCUGCCUAAAAGAAUUGUGCCCAGCACCAGGUGGCUGGGGUCCUUGGCAGCCAUGGAGUCCGUGUUUGGGAAGUUGCACAGCAGCAAAUAAGCAGCGUUUCAGAAAUUGCGACCACCCCGCACCAGUAAAUGGGGGAGACUACUGUGCAGGGAAACCUAUCGAAUCGCAGAGUUGUCGUCCCACAGGAUGUAAAAGAGCUGCACUAUUCAAGUGCUAUCAAUGUGACAUUGACCAUCAGGGAACAUUGUGUACCAAAAUAAAGCAGACAGAUUGUCAUGAACCUUACUGUGUCAACGAACUCACAAGCUUGGCUGAUGGCACGAGAAUAAUUGAUAGAAGAUGUGGGACACAACAUGAGUGUGAUACAAACUGGUGGGCACAUACACGUAAUAGAGAGGAAUGUAUGUUGAAUGACGUCAAUAGGACGCUCACGAGCGACAGACGCUGUACCUUCUGCUGUGUGAACGAGCUCUGUAACGCAGAUGUUAUACCACCUGCGGACACGCUUUAUGAACCAUUGCCUUGAUGUGACAAAUAUUUCUUAUUGGAAAAUGAAAUAUAUGAUACAAUCAUU